Aspergillus tubingensis is the source of this 555-nucleotide messenger RNA. RefSeq names its product zinc finger CCCH domain-containing protein. Bases 1 to 555 code for a protein of 184 amino acids. Gene Ontology annotation, biological process: mRNA splicing, via spliceosome. The record is from RefSeq and is a predicted model, not a curated record. NCBI's taxonomy places the organism in Eukaryota, Fungi, Ascomycota, Eurotiomycetes, Eurotiales, Aspergillaceae. The transcript is spliced from 3 exons. Gene Ontology annotation, molecular function: metal ion binding; pre-mRNA 3'-splice site binding. Gene Ontology annotation, cellular component: U2AF complex; spliceosomal complex.
AUGGCCAACUAUCUCGCCUCCAUCUUCGGUACAGAGCAGGACAAGGUCAACUGCUCCUUCUACUACAAAAUCGGAGCUUGCAGACAUGGCGACCGCUGCUCCCGGAAGCACGUCAAGCCAUCAUACUCUCAGACGAUCCUGAUGCCGAACAUGUACCAGAAUCCCGCGUACGACCCGAAGAGCAAGAUGAACCCCAGUCAGCUACAGAACCACUUCGAUGCUUUCUACGAGGAUGUGUGGUGCGAGAUGUGCAAGUACGGCGAGUUGGAGGAAUUGGUUGUCUGCGACAAUAACAAUGACCACCUCAUCGGAAAUGUCUACGCGCGUUUCAAGUACGAAGAAGAUGCCCAGGCAGCCUGCGACGCUUUGAAUUCACGAUGCGGCGAAGGGUGUGUACGUGGUGGAUUCUGCAAUUUCAUUCAUCGGAAGGACCCCAGCAAUGAGUUGGACCGGGAUCUUCGUCUCAGUACGAAGAAGUGGCUGAAGGAGCGUGGCAGGGAUGCGAGAAGUGUCAGCCGCAGUCCUAGUCCGGAGCCAACCCGGAGGAGGUACUAG